Molecule: messenger RNA, 5232 nt
Organism: Sycon ciliatum
Lineage: Eukaryota; Metazoa; Porifera; Calcarea; Leucosolenida; Sycettidae
Exons: 2
Coding region: 325-3678 (1117 amino acids)
Source: RefSeq, a predicted model, not a curated record
GUCAACCGAACUUACUUGAUGUUCCUCACACUUUUGUUCCGAAUUUUGUUGACGAUUGUUGAGUGUUGGUCGACGUUUCUUCUUAUCAGUAAUCUGAGAGCUGGAGCAAGCAGGCACUUAUAUGCAUUCGCCAUCUAUGGUUUAGACAGUGAGUGUCUUUCAAGUAGAGCUAGCCUCGGGAGGCUACAUUUCCCGUAGAACUUUGCUGAAUUUGGAAUCCUGGGGAGAGUCAGUUGAGAGCUGCAGAUAGCCUUCAGCGAAGGCCAGAGUGGCGAACUCGAGGACGCCAAACUUUCGCCGGUUUCUGCGCUAACGUCGGACAGCAUGAAUAGGCUGAGAAAGUCGCUGAAGCGGGGUCGGACAACAAUCGACAAAGCGGCUGUAGCCAGAAGCAGAGCCGAAGAUGAAGCCUCGCAGGCACCCUCCGGAAACAGUGGUCCUCGCGGUAGGACUUACUCCGGAUCCGACCAGUUUCGCAAGCUUCGAAAAACAUUCCGUCGCGCACAAACGACAGUCACGGAGUCGCAUGCGGCCCCAGCACGGGCCGAGAAGAAAGAUUCCCAGGCCUCUGCAAGAAUGGCCAGCAAUCAAGGAUCAGAAACGCAGCUGAACGGUGCAAAGGAGGGCACUCCCAUGUCAGACGGAACAAUGACAGGAGUAGCUUCCACAGCAUCAGUAGCAGCUACAGCAGAGGCGCCAGUGCCUGAAUCCGCCGGUGGCAUCAUCGAGAACAGUGCAGCAGCAGCAGCAGCAGCAAUUGAAACGGCAGCCGCCAGUACUAGUACGGAGUCUACUGAGCCGCAACACUCCGAAACAGCGGCCGCAGCAGAAAAAGCAGAUGUGUCGGCUUCUGCAAGUAAUACAUCAGUGGCAAAGGCAACAACAGUAGAUACAAGACAGUCGAAUUCUUCUUUGCUAUCGGCCACGACUUCUAAUGACACUCAGCUUGAUAGUAACGCUAGCAGCACGCAAACAACGCCGUCCAAAAGUGCCGCCAAAAACCCUUUCAAGUCCAAGCUUGCCAAGAGCGCGUCGGAAAAGUCCAGCGACCACUCCAUCCCUUCGCCGGCUGUUCUCUGGGGUGAAGCGGCAGCCAGCAAAGCCCAGUCGGAGCACGAGCAAGAACCUGCGGCAAAUAACCGACCGCCCCUGGCCGCCACUGCCAGUCUCGGAAGCAUCAGUGAAAUGAAAUCCGACAGCAGUGAGCCGUCCACGCCCGGCAAGAAAGGAAAGCGUCGGGCGAUAUUCGGCAAGAGGAGCGCCGGGGAAAAGGAGAAAGAGAAGCUGAGCAAGGAAAACUCCAAGGACAAUAGCAAACCGGACAAGAAAGGUUUCCUGCGUCGAAGCAAAACUGUGCAAGGCAAACAUAGCUCAGAGCCAGUGAAUGCCGGCAACGAGCUACUGAACAACAAAGUCUUCCUCAAGCAGCAGAUGAAAGUCCAAGAGGCGGAGGAGAGCCCAGCGGACGCAGCUGCUGCAGGAGAGACGGGCAAGAAAGGCAAGAAGGCGACAAAGGCGCACAAGGAGGUAGGCAAGACGGUGUCCUCCACCUCGGCCGGUGGCCAGAUACGGCGCCCGGCUGGUGCUGUCAGCGUCGGCAUCACCGGCCUCGAGACGAUCAAACUGCGCAGCGUAGAAGUCACCAUCGACUCGGUUGACACCGACAACGGCAGCAGCACUCUCGACGACAGCGCCAGACGGGCUCGCACGGCCAGCUUUGCUUCUAACCGCUCGCGCACGCACACCGCGGGCGCUGUCAGUCCGCUGGCCGAGGUUCGGCAACGCAUGGCCAACAAACGUAAGCAGCAGGCUCAGGCGGCUGCAUUAGAGAAGGCUGAGAAAGACGAGAAGUCCGAGAAAGACGCCAGCACUGAAGUGAACGAACUGACCAAGAAUGCUCUCUUCAAGAAAGCCGUACGCCAUGCCAGUGUUGAUCUAGCUGAGGCCCCAGUUGUUGAGCCCGGUACAGCUGAUAGUACAGGUGACAAGGCCCGCCGCGAUCAAUCUCCAACAAAAUCCCGCACCGGGCAAUCCACAAGCUCCACAUCGCUUCAGACGGCACCCGCAGCUAGCUCCGUCUCGAGCCUUGCCGGUGCCUUCGCUAGGCUUGGCUCUGCCUCGAGUCAGCCAGCUUGCAACUCAGUCAGCAGCAGCUCUGGCCAGGUCACUUCCAACACCGUAGGCACCUGUGCGCCCAGGCGGGCAAGCAACAGCAGCGUGCAGGCAUCUGCUGCUUCACGUCCGGUUGGCAGCAGCUCUCUGCACGCUCAACAAUCACCCAGCCAGAGCUCAGCAGCACCGGAGACUGAGCCAACCGCCACGCCUCAACAGUCCCAUGCGCCUCCGCUCAAGGGAGCGGUCACCAUCGAGGAAGAUGACCUUAUGCCAAUGCCGUCGUCACAACCUGUCAUCUCCUCCACCAUUGAGCCUGUACCUCUAGCCGGCUACUCGACCCUCCAAGACUUGGAGAAUGCCGAACAGAAAUUAGGAAACAGCCACCCGAAAGUGAAAAAGGAGAGUUCUUUGGGGGCACCGACCAGUACCAGAGUGACUGCAAACUAUUCCAAAGUGAAGAUCACACAGCGCAGACGCAGUUCAUCGCGAUCCUCCAUCUCGGCCGACACUCCAUCCACUGAUCCUGAUGAAGCACCACCGACACUCCCACCGGCCACCACUAGAAAGGCCCGCAUUGAAGAAGCGGAGGAAAAGCAACAGCAACCAGUACUUGAGCUUAGCCUGGAGCCAGGGGGGGAGCCCACACCAGCCAUGACAACAGACUUCUCAUUACCAUCGCCUCCCAAUUCUCCCAUGUUCGGCGGAAUGUUGCGCUGGAGCGUGAGCAGUGCUCAAACGGCUCCACUGAUGGAUCCCGACGCCAUCUCGUUGCCACCACCACCACAAGAGAUGGGCCCCGGAUCUGCAACUGAACUAUCGGCGGCGGAUAAUUGUCCAACGCCGUACACGGACAUCCUGACAAGUGCUCAAACGGCUUCGCUGAUGGAUCCCGACGCCAUCUCGUUGCCACCACCACCACAAGAGAUGGGCCCCGGAUUUGCAGCUGAACUAUCGGCGGCGGAUAAUGAUCCAACGCCGUACACGGACAUCCUGACGCCCAACCCCAAUAGUACUAGUGAGAUGCUUGGCGAAUGCCAGACUCGGCAAGGACACAAUAGUGGAACUCAUCCAGUCGAUGCGGUGUCACCACCAUUUGUGGGUGAUCUACCACCGCCGCCGCCAGCGGAGACCGAAUCAUGUGCACCACUGGCCAUGCCGUCGGGGCCGUCUCUACGCUCGCUGCAGAGCAAGACCUCCAACAGCAGCCUGUCCGACAUGCAGCUGCUGGAUUGCAACAGUAGCCUGAACCUGAGCACGUGCGCGGGGGCGUUAGCAGCACCCAUGCAGUCCUGCUCGUCGCGUACCGACACACUGCCCGACAGCGUGUUUGGCUCAACACCCGGCUCGCUGACGACGCUGAGCAGCUCCGUGGGCGCUAGUGUACAACUUCCCAUGGUCAUAACCAAUCAGAAGGUGCUACGCGAUGACCAGUUUCUCAGCUCGACUGCACUUCCUUCCUCACCAUUCUCCGCCGACAACAACAACACUAUGUCGUUUCCCGCUCCGCCGCCAUCGUUAGAGCGCUCCCAUUUGGCUAGCUUGGCUGACGAUGUGCCAGGUUGAACGCCAUAUGCACACACGUAGCGUCACUAGAACCGUAUCCUUAAUAUCUCUUUCUUUCUCUCUCUCUCUCUUUCUCUCUCUCUCUCUCUCUCUCUCAUUCUUCCUCUGUAAUGGCAAAUGAGUUUACCGACGUAGACCCACCCACCAGUCCUUGUAUGUUUCGUGAUCGCCUUCCGACGGAAGUUGACGACUGGUGUUAAGCUGCUGCCAGUCUAGGUUCCGUUGCGUGUGACAGCCUCUACCGCGCUAGAUUGACUAGCACAGCUGCUCUCUGGAUCCAUACCAGUACGUGUUAUCAAGCCUUGCCCGGGCGCGGCUGAAUCUCUUGCUCUACGUUGAUAGUUAUGUGUGUGCGCCGGAUAUGGCUGGUACGCUUGUGGUGGGUGAUGUGUUCCUCAUACCCCAUUUUGGUCAAAGACAGGCUGCAAGCGGCACAGGUUGUGUGUAUGCAGAUUAGAUUCAGUGCAAGACUGGGUAGCUUGACGAUCAUAAUGUCUUCUCCAAAUACGUAACUCCCAAUUGUUGACAGUUUGGAUCCAGUUUUCUAGCCUCGUGAACGACAUCUACGUCGAGUUGAUUGAGACGUUGCCAGAACGUUACGUGACCUACCACUUUCACUUGGCUGUUGCAGGCUGCCGUGCACACUUUCUACCAGCCACCCACCACCAGUAGUUCCAUGGUUGUAUUGGAAGUAGUUCGUUGUGAAAGUGAGAAUCUUUGACGUUCUGCAGACUGCCCUCCCUGUUCAAAGUUCAUUAACCUGUCUUGUGUAUGUCUCCUUCCGUAUUGUCAUGUGCUGCAGCAAGUCGGCCCCAUCCUCUCUUUCUCUUUCUCUCUCUCUCUCUCUCUUUCUCUCUCUCUCUCUCUCUCUCUCUCUCUCUCUCUCUCUCUCUCUCUCUCCUUUUCUCUGUCAUGUUUCAGUAGAUAUGUAGAUUAGUCUUGUUUGUUUGCACCCAUCUGCUAUAGGGCAUGCGUCCUGUUUCCUGCGGCUGCUUCGUACGUGUUGCACGUUGCCUAUACGCAGCCCCUUCUUUCCCUUGAUAAUGGCAUGCUCAUCUCUUUCUUCUUUCCAAGUCUCUUCUUGCAGCAUCCGUGUCCUUGGUCCCGUUCGUAACACACUUCUUGCACAUCAAUGUUCAAGACUUGAUCCUAUUCCGUAAUUUCCACCACGCUGUACUAGCCGUUCACACACACAGUGCAGCGUUAGUACUGCUCUCCAUGAGAGCUAAUCCCUGUAGAAAUUUGCACGCACGCUCAGCGCGUUUACGCUGCAUUCCCUAGAGAGAUUUAAUUAGAUAUUUAUUUAUUUAUUUUCCCGAAAAGAUGAAGCAUUAUCUAUGGGUUUUUUUUCUUCCUUAGGCAGUUUGAAUUGACUAACGUUGUUCUCAUUAUGGUUAUUGGCAGAUAUAAUCAUGGGUGCACGCUAUCAUGGUACAACUGAUUAUAUUACAUCUGUCCACUUCUCUUUGUUUGUAUGUACCACAGCUAUUCUGCUUAUUUUGUCUUCGUGCUCUGUCGAGCUGUCAAUGCACGUUCUGUUCAGAGCUUCCUGAA